Messenger RNA from Alternaria viburni, 1053 nucleotides. RefSeq lists its product as uncharacterized. The record is from RefSeq and is a predicted model, not a curated record. The transcript has a single exon. Bases 1 to 1053 code for a protein of 350 amino acids. NCBI's taxonomy places the organism in Eukaryota, Fungi, Ascomycota, Dothideomycetes, Pleosporales, Pleosporaceae.
AUGCCACCGAUGUCGGCAACCCCAAGGAGCACGCGCCGUUCCGCUGCUGCCGCUAAGAAGAAGGUCGAUACUCCCAAGGGUACAAGCUCUACCAAGCAAGCCAACAAGGUCAAGAUUGCUCGGAACCGCAAGGACGACGGCAAGGAAGAAGUUCUCACUCCUGGAAAAGACCCAAAAGACUUCAUUCAAGUGCACAAGUGCGAAGGCCUCGUCGGUUCCUACGCCAUGUUCGGCCGCAGGGACGACUUUCGGAAGUUCGUCCUGUCCAGUCUAGUGCUGAACAGCUACGUUAAUGCUUUCACCGACCGCGGAAACAUCCAAGUGCGCCAAAAGAAUGUCUUGGAAUACAUUCGUGAUCAGAAGGUGGAGAUGGAAUCGGAUGUAAGCCCUAUAGAGGUCUACCCGGUGCAGAUGGACGGGCGUUACGCUGUUCAACGAACCGCUCUCGCAUGCGCACAGAUGUACAGACAGGUUGAAAAGGCCGCUUCUGGGCAACGUCCGUUCGAUCAAGAUCAAGAGAACAGAGCCGUCAGCGCGUUCAAGGCCCUGACAGAUAGGCAACUACCGGUUUUCGACCGGUCGGACGUAAGCGUGAAGAGCUUCGGCCCUCACCUCAAGUACGGAGAAAGCGACCUAGAGCCGUACAAUCGCGCCUUCAACGUUAUCAUGUAUCUGGCCUGGUGCUUGAGCCCCAAAGUAUGGAAAUCAAGGUUCGGAAUCGAAAGUUGGGACGAAGAGGUCCAUUUUGCUACACUCCACGUCCCGCACUGGAUGAGGGAACAGGAAGCCACCAAAACGGCUGCUCAAGCUCCAGAUCAAACCGCAAGUGCAUCCGAGCCGUCCAGGCCAAACCCCGAGGUUCAGCCACGCUGGUUGCGGUUAACAGAGGCCAAGUCACCUAAGCAACAAAAGCUCAUGGAGUACCUUACGGACCACGGGCUAGACUUGGAUAGCAUACCGGAACUAAGAAUAACAGUCAGGCCGACAGCAACUGUGGCAGAAGUCCGCGACAUCAUCCGAGCGAGGUUCCUCAUGGACCAGGACCAGGCAUAG